Messenger RNA from Ornithodoros turicata, 1632 nucleotides. RefSeq lists its product as uncharacterized. Lineage: Eukaryota; Metazoa; Arthropoda; Arachnida; Ixodida; Argasidae. The transcript is spliced from 5 exons. The coding region runs from base 47 to 1000 and encodes 317 amino acids. The record is from RefSeq and is a predicted model, not a curated record.
GUUUCUCAUCACCAAGGUGUCUCUCAUCGAGCCUCGCUUGAACCAUAUGGACGUUACCAUUGCAAAGAUUGAACGGAACAUAGCUCUGGCGGGCAUCAGUCUCAACGACGACACGGCUCAAGGUAGAGACCCAUCCCGUUCGCCAGUACGGGGUGGCUGCGUUCCAUCCAACACGACAGCGCUCUUCAAGGAACUGGCCCAGAUCACGGGGCAGCUGAAAGUAAUCUCAGACCAGCAGCGUCACUGCCAGGACAUGCUAAGGGAACUGCAGAAUUACACCGCCCUCAGCAGCAACAAAAUAAUGAAUAAGAUAGACGAAGGACCCGCGUUCCAACAACCGGCAGUUACAAUCCAGACCACGAAGCCAGUGCUUGUAAGCAAGACUGAAGCCGUGUCUCCAGGAACAUUUGGUGCUUUCAGUGCCUUCAAUGAUAAAGUCAAGCAACAAUUUCUGGUUCCCAUAGUUGAAGUGAAGAACAAUCAUCGGUCACCAUCAGGUUCAGCACAUGGGAAAGGGUCGGUGUUCCACGCGGACAGCGCGGUGAUUGCUGGCAAGAGAGAGGACAGGCUGUCGCACUUUUUAGCUGAUCUCUUUGGAGACAGACAUAACAUCGCCAAAUAUUUACGCCAGGCAACGGAUCUCAUGAAGAAGGGCACGGAAACGCCGCUGCAACAUGGCAAGGAAUACCUGGACAACUUAGCAGCGGAAAUGAAGCGCCUGUCCAACAUAAAGUCAUCCGUGUCCUUGUCGUCUGCUACUGCACGGAACCUCCAGUUCGCCGUGUACAUGGAAGACAACUACGCACCUCUUCGAACCACGACAGCCAGCUUGACGCGCACUUUGGGAAAACUGGAGAGAGAGAUCUCCCCGCUCAUAUCACAGUUUGAUCUCACUGUUGACAACAUGAAGACUGUUUUUAACGAACUGAGCACCGCACUCAACGGAACUGUCGUGGGAGAUUCGUAUUAUGUUUCUGUUGACGAAGACGACCUCUGGUAACUUAGGUUGCACGCAGGACGUUGAGAGAAGCGGUCUGCUGAAAUCCUUAUCAUCGUUGUUAGUCAUUUUUGCAUCUACUAGCAAUGCGGAAUGUGAUGUAUGCGCAUGCAGAGAGAGCAUACAGCGAGCUAAGAGUGAACAUUAAGCCUUUGUGAGAAAACUACCACUUAUGCGUUGCGAUUGGCUCUAGUUUCAUAUCACUUUUUAUGAACGUAAGCUUAACAAUAACUUUAUAACUUUAUUUUGAAAUGAUGAAUGGGGGUUUCAACGUAAGCUUGCCUAUCAUUGAGUACAUGGAGAAUGAGCGAACUACCUAUACCAUCGGAGGGAGAGGCAGAAGACGAGAAAGCCUGUGGCAUCCCCAAGCAGAGCCGUCGCGAGGCGAGAUUGCGCCCGAGGCAGGGCAGAUCUGAAUCGCCCCCCCCCUAUUCCCUCCCUUACUGCCGUCAGAAGCCUUGCAAACAAAGAAAAGAAAACGCCCAUUUACACUACCGAGACGGUCAAUUCAAAUUCUCUUAAUUCCUACUUUAUACUGUUCAACCAACCUGCCAGGGCUUGCCGUUCAGCGCCCUCUCUGGCGAGUGCGCCUUGGGCGGCUGCCCCUCUCGCGCCCCCGUCGCUACGGCUCUGUC